This is a messenger RNA of Chironomus riparius, 804 nucleotides long. NCBI's taxonomy places the organism in Eukaryota, Metazoa, Arthropoda, Insecta, Diptera, Chironomidae. The record is from the annotation of a GenBank genome assembly.
AGUAAUUUCGCAUAAUUUUUACGACUUUUUGGAUUAUCUUUGAAAAGAACUAAAUUUAAUUAUUAUAAAAUUAAUUUUUUUCAACAAGAAAAAUGAUUCAAUAUUUCUGUCGAAAUUGGUCUAUAUUAGCGCUUAUUAUUUUAAGUGGAAUCGUGGUUAGUAAUAAUGUAAAUAGUCAGGAAUCUAAUCAAAAAUUUGGAACAGCAACACCGACUAUUAACUUUUUAUAUUGUUAUUCUUGUGGAUAUCGUAAAGCAUUUGAGGAGUACGAACAUAUUCUACUAGAAAAGUAUCCAGAUAUUCAAGUAAAAGGAGCAAACUAUGAACCCUCUGGAAUUAAUAUGUAUUUAUCUAAAGUUUUGGUUGUUGCAAAAUAUCUUUUAAUGGCCCUAAUUGGAAGUUCUUUUGAUCUGUUUGGAUUUUUUGGUAUGGCACAACCAAUGUUUUGGACUUGGGCAAUUGAGAAUAAAUUAUUUGCCAUAAUGAUGACAUUUUUCUUUGGAAAUAUGCUGGAAGCUCAGUUGGUAUCAAGUGGAGCAUUUGAAAUUUCGCUAAACGAUAUUCCUAUAUGGUCAAAAAUUUCGACAGGGAGAAUUCCUUCUCCCCAAGAACUGUUUGGUAUUAUUGAAAGCCAUUUACAAUUUACUGAUAAUUUCCUCGAAAAAAAUCCCGAAUUUGUAAAGUAAUUUUGAGUGAAAAGAUAUUUACCCGAUAUGUAGAAGAAAAAAGAUAUGUGAUCAUAUAAUUGAAAAAUAAAUAAAAACACAUCUUUAAUCAUUCUUCAAUUUUGCAUUGAGAUUUUUC